Nicotiana attenuata is the source of this 1089-nucleotide messenger RNA. RefSeq lists its product as uncharacterized. NCBI's taxonomy places the organism in Eukaryota, Viridiplantae, Streptophyta, Magnoliopsida, Solanales, Solanaceae. Gene Ontology annotation, molecular function: RNA-DNA hybrid ribonuclease activity; nucleic acid binding. The transcript is spliced from 3 exons. The coding region runs from base 1 to 1089 and encodes 362 amino acids. The record is from RefSeq and is a predicted model, not a curated record.
AUGGAGGUCUACAUCGACGAUAUACUAGUGAAGUCGGCAAAGAAAGAAGACCACAUCGACCAUCUGAAAGAAGCCUUCGAGAUAUUAAGAUGGUACGGGAUGAAGUUGAACCUAGAGAAAUGCACCUUCGGCAUGGCCUCGAGAAGAUUUUUGGGUUUCCUCGUAUCACAACGGGGUAUCGAGGUCAACCCGGACCAAAUCAAGGCAAUAGACGCAAUACCUGAGACUUUGAACAGCAAAAAGCACGUACAAAAGCUGACGGGGCGAAUAGCCGCCCUAUCCAGGUUCAUCUCGAGAUCCUACGAUAGGUGCCAUAAAUUUUUCAACGUACUGAGGAAAGAUCACGGGCUACAGUGGAACGAGGAAUGCAUUGAGGCCCUGAGAAAAUUAAAGGCAUAUUUAUCUUCACCACCGCUGCUAGUCAAAGCGAAUCCAAGCGAGCCUUUGCUAGUGUAUCUGGCGGUAUCCGAAGUCGUCGUCAGCGCAGUCCUGGUUCGCGAAAACAAAGGUAUAAAAUUAGCCGUCAAGUACGGGGCUCGACGACUUGUCCUCCAUUGCGACUCCCAACUCGUGAUGAACCAGAUCACCGGGACUUACCAAAUCAAGGAGCAGAGACUGCAAAAAUACCAAUCGAAAAUCCAUAAGCUAAUGCUUGAGUUCGACGAGUGCCGCCUUGAGCAAAUCCCUAGGGCGCAAAAUGUCGAAGCAGACGGCUUAGCGAAACUGGCCACAGCCACCAAAAAUAUCAACAAAGGGAGUGUAGUCACCCUCCUCUAUUCGGCUAUAGACCACGCUGAGAUAAGCCUAAGGAUGUCAAAUUCUCAGUCUACUCACUUGAACGUGGACGUUGAGUCAGGCUAUCACAGUGAGAACAAUAACGUGAUACCUAGCAAUGACGUGCCCCCAGUUGAUCCCAAUAGUGUCCUAGCAGUCGACCCGAUUGAUGCUAACUCACAGGUUGACAUCAACAUCAAUCUACCGACUGAUACGGAAGAUAGCAUUUGCGCGGGGCCCCGACUAGUGGCUCGACAGGCAUCCGAAUGUGAAGGUGAUAUGGUGAGCUGGCGGUUGAUUUUGGAAAUGUUGUAG